UUGAGUGACUUGCUGGCUCUUCACACGGAGCUCCUCCAUGUUUAUUCUCGCGAUAGUUCAUAGUCAGUUCAACACGUCACACGGAGACAGAACUGAAGAAACAUGGCGGAGCGGAGGAAGCAGAAGAAGAGAAUCCAGGAGGUUGGUGAACCAACCAAGGAGGAGAAGGCAGUUGCCAAAUACUUCCGCUUUAAUUGCCCUACCAAAUCCACAAGCAUGAUGGGCCACAGAGUGGACUACUUUAUAGCUUCAAAAGCAGUAGACUGUCUUUUGGAUUCUAAGUGGGCAAAAGCCAAGAAGGGAGAUGAGGCCUUGUUCACUACCAGAGAGUCUGCCGUGGAUUACUGCAACAGACUCCUGAAGAAGCAGUUUUUUCAUCGAGCCCUGAAAGUAAUGAAAAAGAAGCCAGAAAAGGAAUUGAAGAACGAGAAGGAUAAAGAGAAAGAAAAGGAAAAAAACAAGACUGACAGCAAAGAGGAGGAGAAAAAAAACAAGAAGGAAGUGGCCAAGGAGGAAAAGAGCAAGAAGGAGAAAGACAAGAAUGAGAAAGACAAGAAGAAAGAAGCAGAAGUAGCAGAGGCCAAAAAGGAGAAAAGCGAUGAAAGUCCAGGAACACCAAAGAAGAAAAAAGAGACCAAGAAAAAAUUCAAAUUGGAGCCACAUGAGGAUCAGAUCUUCCUGGAUGGAAAUGAGGUGUAUGUUUGGAUUUAUGACCCAGUUCAUGUUAAAACCUUUGCCAUGGGGCUGAUAUUAGUUAUUGCGGUGAUAACAGCCACCCUUUUCCCUCUCUGGCCUGCAGAAAUGCGUGUGGGUGUCUAUUAUUUGAGUGUGGCAGCUGGUUGCUUUGUUGCCAGUAUCCUCCUUCUUGCAGUGGCUCGUUGCAUUCUGUUCCUCAUAAUCUGGGUGUUGACGGUAGGCCGCCACCACUUCUGGUUCCUGCCGAACCUGACGGCUGACGUUGGAUUUAUCGACUCCUUCAGACCUCUUUACACCCAUGAGUACAAGGCACCUCGAUCAGACUCUAAGAAACCUAUCGACGACAAAGCAGAGGACGCGGUAAAGCCCCAGAAAUCGGACAGCGAGGAAAAGUCAGAUAGUGAAAAGAAAGAAAAAGAGGCUAUGGGCGAGGGGGAGGAUGAGGACGGGAAAGCCCCAGGCAGCUUAGCGGCAGAGGGGUCGGCCGGGGAGAGACAGUCAGACACGGACAGUGAUCGCAGAGAGGAUGACGGUUCACAGCACAGCAACGGCAACGACUUCGAGGUGAUCACCAGAGAGGAGCUGGAGCAGCACACUGACGAGGGGGAUGCUGAGGAAGAGGGCGAGUACGAGGAGGAAGAGGAGGAAGAGGAGGAGGAGGAGGAGGAUGAUGAGACAAAGCCUUUACAUAAAAAAACAUAAAAACAAAUCCUUCCGCUGUCAACGAGGACUACUGUGAAUAAUGUACAGGAGAGGCUUUUCUAUGUUGGUCAAUCAUUCUACACUUGGUAACUUUGUUUUAAACAAAAAGCCUUAUUAUGAGCUCCAGCCACUGCCAAAACAUUCUCGCAUUCUUGAGUUCCAGUGGAGUUUUUUCCCUAUUAUUAUUAUUAUUAUUAUUAUUAUUAUUAUUAUUAUAUAUAUAUAUAUAUAUAUAUAUAUAAAAAAAAAAUUUCAGAAUACAGCAACUGGUUUAGAGUGGCAGAACGUACACUUUAUGUUUGACACUGUUACUCACUCUGUAGUAGCCAGAAGCUUGUAUCAGGAUUUUCAAUCUGUUCCAGUGUAUGCAAAGGUUUCCUGCAUGUGUUUGUACAACUGGAAUUUUCAAGCUAAAUAAUUGAAAAACCUUUAUCUGGUAGCUGACACUAUACAGAUGACAUAUGAAGCAAUUAAACUUUGCAGGUAGUGGCACCCGGUGGUUUGGGGAUUUUUAAGGGCCCUAUAGGUUGAACCGUUAACUGCUUAAUAUGCACACAAUUGGUUUACAGUAUCAAACUUAACAACACCUAAUGCAAAGGACUCCCAAAACAUCUUGUGCGCUUCUAAAAGUCAUCCUUCAAGUCUUUUUUAAGAAUGUGUUUUUUGUCCCCAGCAGCAUUUUCUAGUUGUAUUUAAAACCAUAAUUAAAAGCAGUUUGUCCUUAAAUACCAUGUGUAAUACAACCUCCUGUCUCAAAUGAUUUAUCACCAAUGAAAGUGAUGUCUGUGUAGAAGCAGUUUACUUGUAUAUCUUGAUGUUAAAAAAAAAAAAAAAAAAAAAAAGUCUGUUAGUCAGUUACCAACAUAGGAAAUCUGAUUUCUUUGUACAUCAUUACAUUGACUUUUCCAUCUCCAGCAUGAUGCAGCCCGCUAAUGCUGGGAGCAAAUCUGGUAAACUAAGGACACAAUAAUAUAAAACAAAAUAUUGGGAAGAUUAAAAUGAGGGAUGAUUAUAUAUAAAAAAAGAUUGUUUCUUUAUGAACUUUUUAGUUUAUAAAGUGUUCUAAAAUGAAAUUGGUUCUCUUGCAGAUCAGUGCUAAUGCAAAUACAGAAUUGUGCCAAAACAUCAGCAGUUACUAAAUGCAUGUAUUCUUUAUUUUAAGUUGUUUUAAAAAUGCUUUUUUAUAUAAAGAAAUACAAAAUAUA
Molecule: messenger RNA, 2603 nt
Organism: Acipenser ruthenus (sterlet)
Lineage: Eukaryota; Metazoa; Chordata; Actinopteri; Acipenseriformes; Acipenseridae
Product: translocation protein SEC62-like
Exons: 8
Coding region: 103-1398 (431 amino acids)
Biological process (GO): post-translational protein targeting to membrane, translocation
Cellular component (GO): endoplasmic reticulum; endoplasmic reticulum membrane
Source: RefSeq, a predicted model, not a curated record